AUGAUACCAGAAUACAUCUCCAGCCUGCAUGUACAUGAAGUUUUGGAACCACGAAAUAUUGAAAUUAUUUCCCCGGGCACUAUUCGCCUCUUUCAUCUCAGGCAGGUUUCUAUUUAUUUAUAUCAGCUGCGCAAUGUAAUGAAAGAAGUAGACGAAUGUCGGGACAAUCUUGUCUCGAGACGAAAUGAAACGUGCAUUUCUCCGUAUCGUUGUAUGCUCGGUCUCAAAACCAUCAAUAUGACUGAAUGGGUGAUCGCCUCAAACACUUGGAUUGUUUUAUAG
Molecule: messenger RNA, 282 nt
Organism: Gongylonema pulchrum
Lineage: Eukaryota; Metazoa; Nematoda; Chromadorea; Rhabditida; Gongylonematidae
Source: the annotation of a GenBank genome assembly